AUGCGGCCGUGGAAACAUAAGUUCGGGCUCCUUGUUGUCGUUCCUAGCAGCCUUGUGAGUAACGGUAAAUUCAACUUACUCUUUGACAUAAAACCAGCAAAAAUAUAUUUUGACGACGUUAUCCCCCCUUACGACCCACUUGUUGUACUGUGCAGUGAAAAAUCACCCGCAAAUGUCUCAGAACUGGUCACCUAUGAUACUACCGUCCAGUCUCCCAUGUCCGAAUCGCCCGAGUUCUCCCCACAGGAGCCUACCGCCACCACAGACCCCUAUCUCACUUCCAUCGGCUUCCCCUACGCCAGUCAGCUGCGUUUCUUUCCACCCGCUGCUGUUCCCUCCUAC
Molecule: messenger RNA, 342 nt
Organism: Dibothriocephalus latus
Lineage: Eukaryota; Metazoa; Platyhelminthes; Cestoda; Diphyllobothriidea; Diphyllobothriidae
Source: the annotation of a GenBank genome assembly